AUGAGGGCUCACUUGGUCACCUUCAUGGACCCACUGUCUCAAGACGACAACGGCAGUCUUAAAGGACUUAUUAGUGCCUUUGUCUUCAAUCCUCAGCUCGAUGGGCCUAUGAAUGGUGGUCGGUUUAUCACAAGGGGUGCUUGCAACAAGAUUUUUAGUAACCAAAAAGCAUGUUCUACUGCCAAAACUAGUCCUGUGAAAGAACCAUCGAGGCAUUUGGACGAGCACCAAUGGCGUGCCUCUGGUGCUAGUGUCCAUGACUUCCGUUAG
Molecule: messenger RNA, 270 nt
Organism: Ilex paraguariensis (yerba mate)
Lineage: Eukaryota; Viridiplantae; Streptophyta; Magnoliopsida; Aquifoliales; Aquifoliaceae
Source: the annotation of a GenBank genome assembly